Molecule: messenger RNA, 759 nt
Organism: Anopheles coustani
Lineage: Eukaryota; Metazoa; Arthropoda; Insecta; Diptera; Culicidae
Exons: 2
Coding region: 1-759 (252 amino acids)
Source: RefSeq, a predicted model, not a curated record
AUGGACGACUAUCCCAACACGAGCGAAGAUCCGACCGUGCGGCGCCAGUUCGCGGAGAACAUCUUUCAGAUACUGCGUCCACUGUCCGCCUCCGAGAUGCCCCGUAGUUGUCCGGUCGAUGGCGAGUCUUCGGAGUGUAGUGCCCUCUCAGAUCCGUUCUCGGAUCUGGACGAAUCAUACGUGUUACUUGAUCAGCGGAAAAAGAAACCUGGAGUCGAUGAGACCGAUGAGCUGCUGCUGAUGAAUCAGUUCACGCCGGAGUUCCGGUCGGCGUACGACGAACUGGCCGGCCAGGAACCCCUUUCGGCACGGAGCCCCGAGCAGCCGAUUCCAUGCCAGACCUGCCAGGAUGAUCCGGCGGCCGGUUUCAGUCCAAAGUUUCGCUCGUUCAUCGACGAGAUGCUGCGUAAAUGUGAUCUGCAGCACCAUCAGGAGGAAAAGCGCCGUCGAGAGCAGCAACAGGCCCAGCAGCGAAAGAAACAGGGCCGCGUCCGGACGGUCGUGUCGGAGGAAUCGUUCUGUCCGGUCGAGACGGACUCGCUUUCGGGCAUCUGGCGCAUGCUGGACGCCGUAUCGGAGAACGAACAGGAGUUGUUCACGACCACCGGACCACACUACGACCUGUACUACGAUCGUCGGUUUGCGUGGAUGACCCGGGACGAGAUUGCGUGGGACCAGAUCGAGGCGUCGAAGAAAAAGUGUGAACAGUGGCUAAAGUUUCCCUGUCAGAUGCCCGAGGAGAGUUCCCGACCGAAAUGA